Harpegnathos saltator (Jerdon's jumping ant) is the source of this 2568-nucleotide messenger RNA. RefSeq names its product BTB/POZ domain-containing protein 1. The transcript is spliced from 6 exons. Gene Ontology annotation, molecular function: protein binding. Gene Ontology annotation, cellular component: cytosol; P-body. The coding region runs from base 325 to 2157 and encodes 610 amino acids. Gene Ontology annotation, biological process: neurogenesis. Lineage: Eukaryota; Metazoa; Arthropoda; Insecta; Hymenoptera; Formicidae. The record is from RefSeq and is a predicted model, not a curated record.
AGACGAAGGCUCCGGGCUCCGGGCUUCGGGGAGAACGGAAAGCCGAAGGCGGCGAGGGAGCAGAGGAGGAGCAGGAGUCGCGACGGUGGGACGUCGUCGUUGUAGGCGCGUGGCCGUACGUUUCUGCGUGGCCUGUUGCGAGCACCCGGCUCUCGUUUGGCGAGGAAGGCGACGCACAAGGGCGGAGGAAGAGGCUCGUGAGCGCGAAGUUGAAAAAUCGUGCUCUCGGCGAGCUCCCUCGCCGCCGCUCCGCGUUGGCGCGAAGUGACGCGAUUAAAUGAGACGGGGCAGUACUUCGGCAAGUACCACGUUUUGUGCGCGAACAUGUCUUCUACGGAGACCUCCCUGAGCGACGUGCCGAACGUCGCGUCGAGGCUGCAGAGCCUGCGUCUGACGACGCAGGGCUACCGGGAGGCUGCGGCUGGCAGCGAGGACGCCGACGUGACGGAUAACGCAGCCGCUGCUGCCUCGGCGGCGACGACGACGACGGCGACGACCACGGCCACAGCGACGACUACGGCGGCGACGACGACGGCGGCGGCAGGCUCGGCCAGCCGCGACGGAGUCGGCGACGGGAGCGGACCGUCGUCGCGGGAACCCUCGCGGAACAUGCAGACCAUCGGCAACGUCACCCUCUCCCGAACACGGCGCGCGCUCAACUUCAUCUGCGACUGCGAAGACCAGCCGACGAGCUCGUCCGCUGCGCGAAGCGAGACUUCGCUCGCCAACGCUGAUAACCGGCCGCCGACCAACGCGGCGAACGCGUCGUAUCUGGAGGGACGCUCGCAGAACAACGUCGCCUUGGAGAACUCCUCCACGCAUAAUCAGCAGUGCAGCGCGACGCAUAACCGUGCGGUCAAGUACAACUGGCAGGGUACAAAGGCGACGAUGCGCGAGAGGAUCGUGUUUCUGUUCAAUAACGAGAUACUGUCGGAUGUGACCUUCCUGGUGGGGAGGAGGGAGCAGCAACGCAUACCGGCGCACAAACUAGUCCUGUCCUCUGGGAGCGCCGUGUUCGACGCGAUGUUCAAUGGCAUGUUCGCGACAGCUUCUUCGGAGAUAGAAGUACCUGAUGUAGAACCCGCUGCAUUUCUGGCAGUGCUCCUUUUUCUAUACACUGAUGAGAUACAGAUAGACCCUGAGACUGUGAUGACAACGCUGUACACCGCCAAGAAGUACGCGGUGUCCGCUUUGGAGAAGCAUUGCGUUGACUUUUUGAAGAAUAAUUUAACCAGUGAUAACGCUUUCCUGCUGUUGACGCAGGCACGCCUGUUCGAUGAGCCGCAAUUAGCCUCCGUGUGUUUGGAUACUAUAGAUCGAUUCACGACCGAGGCUCUCAAUGCGGACGGCUUCACCGAUAUUGAUAUCGACACGCUGAUGGUGGUCUUGGAAAGAGAUACUCUACGCGUCAGGGAAUCGAAGCUGUUUCAAGCUGUUCUAAGGUGGUCCGAGGCCGAAUGUGUGAGACAGCAGUUACCAGUCACUCCGGAAAAUCAACGCCAAGUUUUGGGCAACGCCCUGUCCUUGGUUCGCUUCCCGCUUAUGUCGAAGGAAGAAUUCACGGCUGGUCCAGCGCAAUCUGGCUUGUUGAAUUAUUCAGAGGUCCUAUCUUUAUUUUCGUACUUCAUACUGAAUCCCAAGCCUUUGGUGGACUUUCAAACGAUGCCGCGAUGCUGCAUGACGGGCAAGGAACACACCGUGUGCAGGUUUCAGCAUACCGAGAGCAAGUGGGGAUACAGCGGAACCAGCGAUCGUAUCCGAUUCAGCGUGGACAGACGAAUCUUCCUGAUCGGCUACGGGGUCUACGGUAGCAUGCAGAAGCCGGCGACGUACGAGGCGUCGGUGGAAUUGAUUCACACGGCGUCGGGAAAAGUGAUAGCUACUAAUGCAACAAGUCUCAGCUGUGAUGGUUCAAAGUACACGUACUGUCUAAUGUUCAAAGAAUUAGCGGAGAUCUUACCAAAUACGGUUUAUACCGCGUCAACUACGUUCAAGGGGCCAUUUUCAUAUUAUGGCACAAAGGGCUUACGCACGGUGAUGGUGGAUUGUGAUUCCGGCAACGGCAAGGUCAAGUUCGAAUUUAGCAACGAGACUGGAGAUAAUAAUGGCACAUCCAUUGACGUAGGUCAAAUACCCGAGCUUAUCUUUUACACAUAAUGUAUAGUAACAACAUUCCUCAUACGUACUUGCUUGGCUGGCUAUCACAAAGAUCAAAUCAAUUGUGUUAGACUAUGAAAAGUAUAUGCCAGGUUUUCGUCAAUUAUAUACACAUGUGUAUCUUGUGAUCGUUUCGAGCAGCAUUUUGAUUUAAGUAAUCUGUGGACAUGCCAAAGGAGUUAACCCAAGAUUUUCCUCAUAAUUUUAUAUAGAUAGUGCCUCUUCGAUUUGAUUAGAAUUUUAUUGAUCGGAAAAUCCACGGCAUUGGAAAGUGCGUAAAUCGCAAAGGUUUGCAAUAUAUCAAUCGAUGCGAAUGACACGUGUUGUAAUUUCUCAACAAAUAUUACGGACAACAGUUAUUCGCCUCUCUCUCUCUCUCUCUCUCUCUCUCUCUCUCUCUCUCUCUCUCUC